CAUGCAGUACAAGAAAACAGAAAAAUAAGAGAGACACAAGAAAAGAUCAAGCGAGCAAAAGAGGCCAAAGAAAAGGCUGAACGAGAAAAGCAUGCUAGACAGGCACGACAGAGAGCACUUGUUGAUAUAACCACAGAUGAAAACCAGGAAGGUGUUAUGGAUAAUUUGCUAGAAGCAUUGAAGACAGGUUCUGCAUUUAAUGUUGGUAGAGAAAAGAGAGAUGGGAAAAGGAGAACACCAAGGGCAGCAGGAGAUAGGUACACAAAUAUGUCACGAUCACGUGUUUGGAAACGAAGUGAAGAUAGUGAGCCUGUAAGCUUCUUUCAUUAUCAACAUCAAGCUGAACGGAGGGCUCAGCUUUCCCGAUCAAGAUCUAGAACAAAUAUCUCAAAUUUAGAGAACACAGUGACUAGAGAAAUAUCAUUUGAUGACACAUUGUCCGACUCUCCAUUACGACCAUCAGGUGAUAAUACUGCACGUAGAAGUAGUCAACAAGAAACAGAUGAAUCUGAGGCAGAAAAACUGCUGGCUCGUCUGCGUGCAUUAUGAAAUCUGCUAUCUUCAUACUGUAAACACUUUUAUAUUCAUUAACAUUAUUGUAUUUGCUAAUGUAUUUAUGUAGCAAGUGUUACAAUUAUCUUGUUAUAAUCAAGCAAUAUUUUUAACAGAUCUAUGUAAUUUUUUUUAAGUAAUGUGCUACAUGUAAUGUAUUAUGUUAUACUCGAAAAAAGAUUUCACAGAUAUUUUUAAAUGGUAGUCUGGAGGGAAAUUACACUGAUUGGAAUAAGUUAUAGGUUUGUUAAGUUUGUACUUUUUACUCACAUUGGUUGUUUGUCUGUCAUUUGUUCCAAAACAUCAAUUAAGUCAGAUUUGAUGAAAGCUGCUUGGGUUGUUCCUGUUAUAAAGUUUAAGCACAGUUGUUUAAAUAGUUCCAGUUCAUUUCAUAUCUUGGUAACAAGGAAUUCCAUUAUGUAAAUGAAAUUUUCAAAAUCUUCCCCUGAAAACUGCAAGGCAUUGAGGUUAGAUAACAAUGUCUCGUAGACCUUUUCCAAGUUGUUUCAAUAAAAGGAAAUGCUCUAAAAUCUCUGUUACAAACCUAAAAACUUAAGUUUAAAAUUUUUAUUUUUAACAUGGCUUAUUGGUGCCAUACCAUACCGUACAUAUGCAGUUGUAAGACGCAGUUUUGGUCAUGAAUAUUUUGCCAAAAAGUUAUAAACUCGUCUUAAAAACGCAGUCUACUGAGUGGUGUCUGAAGAAAUUAUAAACCUGGUGAAUUUUUAGAUCAUAGAUGGUCAUUCCCUGUCACUAGCAAUCACUCACCAUCUACGCUCGGUUAUUCAUAAUUCCAAAUGGAAUGUCUCAAUACCGGUGUAUACGGUGGAAAUAAUUGCAUUAUGUAAUUUUACUGUUACAUACAUGAAAAAAAAUAGUAAAACUAAUAAAAGUUUGCUCUUAUAAAAACUUUGACUAAAAUUUUUCUGACUUAAAAUUUUCAAAAUGACUAUGUCCCUUCUUUAAUAUAAUGUACCUUAGUAACCUGCCCCUACCAACGUCGCCUCAAGCUAUGUCCACUUAUUCCAUUUUGAAACACAAUUAAAUAGAACAAACGUAAACAAUAAUCAUUUGUUAGGGCAUUACCUUUCUUGAAUAACAAAGAUGCUAUUUACAGAUUUUCGGAAAAAUCAACCUCGUAACACCAGCUGGUGGUGUACGGACAUAAUCCCCUUCGGACAAAAUCCCCUUCAUGUAUUUUUGUAUAUGUGGACAUAAUCCCCUCCAUGGGUGGACAUAAUCCCCUUCAUUUGUGAAAUUUUGAAGUGGACAAAAUCCCCUUCAUAAAAUUGCUACCUAGGACAAAAUCCCCCUCGGAGGAAUUUUCGGUUUAUAAAGUGGGUAUGAGAGCGACAUACUGCAUUAUGCUGUGUGGUAAAUAUCCUAAUGUUCAGGUAAACCACAGCUGAUAUUGAUUUUUUUAGAAGAGUAAUUACAGAUAUACAAUGAUAACUUGACACUUUAGUUUUCAUAAAAAAUAUUUAAUGGACAAUGAUUAAGUAUGAAAGAUUCAUAAAUAUAAUUAGAAAAAUCUUAGUAACAAAAAAUUCCAUUAUAAAAAAAUAAAGUAUCAUAGAAAGUAUGCAAGGGUCACAGACUCUGUUACAAAAAAAAUGCAACUUAAAAUUUUUGUCGUGUAGAACCAGUAUAGAUGGAUACCGAAAAUAAGCUAUUUUUGCGAAAAUAAGAUUGCGUCUACGAAAAUAAGAUUUAUUUUUAAAAAAGUGCAUUUAUCUGUUAAAAUAAUACAUUAUCUGUUAAAAAUGUAAAAAAUUUGCUUUGCGAUUUAUACUUCAGUUUCUGUAUCAUUUCUAAACUAAUAGAUAAGUAUGAAUAUCUUUUUAGUCCCCUACCGGUUUAACCGGAGGGGACUUUAGGUUUACCCUCCGUCCGUCUGUCUGUCCAUCUGUCUGUCAGUCCGUCCGUCCACAAAACUGGAUCCCGCGAUAACGCAAAAAGUACUGAAAAUAUUUUUAUGAAACUUAAUAUAUGGAUAGAUGGCAGUAUGGAGAUUAUGCAUGUCUUUUUUUUUCUACCUAUGUUGAAAAUUCUGGUUGCUAUGGCAACAAAUAGUCUGAAAAUAUGGCAAAUUUAACACAUAAACUGGAUCCAGUGAUAACUUAAAAAGUAUUGAAAAUAUUUUUAUGAAACUUAAAAUAUGGGUAGAUGGCAGUCUGGAGAUUAUGCACAUCUUUUUCUUUUCUUCCUAUGUUGAAAAUUCUGGUUGCUAUGGCAACAAAUAGCCUGAAAUUCAAGAUUUCUGAUUUAAAUUUUUCAGCCUUUUCACUAUAAGUUCUUUAUUUCUUAAGGUGUUUACUUCAAACUUUAAAUAUAAGUUUCUGGUCAUCAACCACAUCAUAUGUGAAAAGGUUUACAACUCUAGCACAAAAAUUAUCAGUAUUACCUCCCUUGAACUUAGAAUUUUUAUGAAAAAAAAGUUGUCUUUUUUAAAUAACUUUUUUAUUUCCUAAUGUAUCUACUUUAAACUUCAUAUAUAUGUUUCUUAUUAUCACUUAACAUUUUUGAGAAGGUUAAAUACUCUAGCAAGACUAUUUCCAGAAUUAUGUCCCCUUUGAACUUAGAUUUUUUUCGAGAAAUUGGUAUUUUUCAAUCCACCUUCUUCAUUCCUUAUAGGAUUACUUUAAAAUCCCACAUUGUAAUAAUAUGACAAGGUUGUAUAAACAUAAUUUCCUUACUAGGCAGGGAAACUUAACACAUUACUGUGAUAUAGACAAACUUAGAACUCAAAAGAUAUAAAUAAAUAAAAAAAAUUAAAUUCAUUCAUGUCAUUCAUUCACUGGUAAAAUUGAAGUGCCAAUGGCCCAUCAGAAUGUUGCUGGGGUUCUUACCGGUAGGGGACUUAUGGAUUGCUUGCAAUACUAUGAUAAUUGCUUGUUAUUGUUGUUUUUACAAAACAUUUGUAUGCUUUAAGCAAAUUACUCUCAAUCAAAAAUAUUUUGCCACUCGUUCACACAUUGAUAAGCAAUCUAGCGGUAAAUUGCAUGGACACCUGCUGACAAGAGGGGCAUUUUCGAUAGACACUGCUAAUUGGCAAUACACUACACGUUGUUAGUUGUCAUAAAACUAGACUUUGAUGAUUAAAAGCAGCGGCCAAUUUUUUUUCGCACCUUUCCUUAAUCUAGAUGGGUCAAUAAUCUGUGAAUAAAUUAUAGGAUUAUUAUUUACACUUAAAUUUCAUUGGUUUUUGAUUAAGGAGGGACAUAUUUAAGUCUGUGAAUAUAUAAUAGCGCAAAUUUUCGGCCGAUUUUGCUCAGCCAAAAUACGAAUGCGUCUUAUAUGAGGGUCUUCAUAAAAACCCCCAAAUCAUGAGCCAGAAGUAAGGGGUGCGUCUUAUAAGACGGGGGCGCCUUACAAUUGUGUAUGUACGGUAUUUGUUCAAAUCAUUGUUCUUUGGCACAUAUAAAAAUCAGAGGCCUGAAUUGGCCUUUAGGGUUAAAAUAGUUUGUUCUUUUUUUACACCAUUAAAGCACUUGGCCUAUAUCUUUAUCAUGUCACCAAGGCUUUAAUUAAUAAAAAAACAUUUUAUGCCCUGCUUAAUGGAAGAAGGGUUUGGGGCAUAUAUACAUUUCCCAUUGCCUGUUCUGUCAUGUUGUCCAUCUGUAGACUGACAAAACAGUGUAAUGUUAGAGUUCUACUUGUACUCAUACAGGUCAACCUUUUAGGUGUGUAGAAUUCUUACAUAAUUAUCCUUUUUUCUUUAACUGGCAUUUGAGGUUACAUUUGCCAAGUUAUGGUCACAGUGGCUUAAAAAUUGUCAUGAGAGUCAUGUUUGCACUGGCCUGAACAUCAUCAUAGAUGGUACAAUUAAAUGUCUUCUCUGGGAUGAGCAAUAAAAUGGUCAUAAUGACAUGGAAGGGAAAAAGUAAACCUAAAAUGAAGGAAAACAUUCUUACUGGACUUAUUGUAAUUGUGAAAAGUGGUAAAGCUGGCUUCCAUAUUGUAAAUAAUAUUAACAUAUCUUAAUCAUAAUGUGUUCUUACAAUUAUGCCUAUUAAGGGAAUAUAUAUAAAUUGUACAUGUUUGAGUCAUUUUAUUAUUUUUAGCUCAACUUUUUUUUUUUGAAAAAAAAAAGUAGAGGUAUUGUUAUAGUCUUUCGGCGUUGCCGUCCGCAAACUUGUACCUGGAUCAUAACUUUUUUAUUUCUGGGUGUAUUGUCUUCAUACUUGGCCACAACAACCCUUGGGACAAGACCUUUCAGUAGACCACACUAACCUUGACUUUCAUCCAUAAAUGACCUUGACCUUCAAGGUUAAAAGUCCAAAUUUUGCUUGUUCAUGCUGUUAUUGGCUGUAACUUUGUUAUUUUUGAAUGGAUUGUCUUCAAACUUGAACAUAAUAAUCUUCAAGGAUAUCCCUAAAAAUAACCAGACAGACCUUGACCUUCACUCAUAAAUGACCUUGACUUUGAAGGUCAAAUUAUUGAAAUUUUCAUUUUUUUGGCUAUUAUUGGCUGUAACUGUUAUUUUUGAAUACUUGAACAUAAUAAUCUUCAAGGAUAACCCUUAAAAAUAACCAGACAGACCUUGACCUUCACUUAUUAAUGACCUUGACUUCGAAGUUCAAAUUAUUGAAAUUUUCAUUGUUUUGGCUGUAACUGGCUGUAACUUUGCUAUUAUUGAAGGGAUCAACUUCAUAUUAUAACAGAACAUACUUAAGAACAAGACCUUGUUGUGACUUCACCACUGACUUCACCACCUGACCACCACCUGACUUUACCACGUGACUCCACCACAUGACACCACCACGUGACUCUGACUGCAACACAUGACUGCACCACGUGAUUCCACCACGUGACUUCACCACGUGACACCACCACGUGACUUUACCACAUGACUCCACCACGUGACACCACCACGUAACUUUGCCACGUGACUCUACCACGUGACACCACGACGUGACUUUACCACAUGUUUCUACCACGUGUAUCUAUUUAUAGAAUUUUCUAUUUAUGGAAUUGCGUGUUUCUAUUUAUAGAAUUGCAUGUUUCUAUUUAUAGAAUUUUCUAUUUAUAGAAUUGCGUGUUUCUAUUUAUAUAUAUAAUUUAGUAUAUUUAUAUAGACAAAACUUAUGUGACAAGACAGACCGAUUAAUUUUAUAAAAAGGAAACGUUAAGAUUUUGUUCAAACAUUUCUUUGUUUGCUUUUAGAGAAAGUAAAAAGUCGGCGGUGGCUCUUGUUUUGCAAUUAGCAAUAAUUUGACAUUUAAUUUAAAAGUGACCCAUAUCUGAAAACAAUGCAUAAACUAUUUAGCAUGUAAACAAUAGAGGGUAUCACUACAUGUAUAAAUCACUAGUAUAGAGGAAUGCAAGCUUAUUUUACUUGCUGUCUUACUCCAAAAUUUCAGCAGGACAAGGUUCAAGUUGACAAAUAAAUUAUGAGGGUUCAAAUUCAAUUUAACAUGUUUAAUAAAAAGACAGGAAUGAUAAAUGUUAUAACUUUGCAACAUGCUGUUAUGCCUGUGAGACAGUGUAACUAAAUAAAAAAGUUAACAUGAAACACAUGUACAUAUAUUGUUUAAAUUAUAGAAUUAGAGUUAUUGAAUAUUUUAUAUCAGACAAGCAUAAACUUAGUCUGACAGAAAUUUUGGUAUUUGACAAUUAUUUCAUCUAAUACAAGGUGCUACAGUUUUUAGCUCACCUGACCACAAAGUGGUCAAGGUGAGGUAUAGUGAUGGGGCUAUGUCCAUCGGCUGUUGUUGUGCGUCUUCAACAAUUGGGUUGUUAACACUCUAGCAGUCAAAGUUUGAUUGGACCAUAAUCAAACUUUAUCAGAAUGUUUGUCUCAACAAAAUACAGGUCAAGUUCCAAUAUGGGUCAUCUCCGGUCAAAAACUAGGUCACAGGAGCUAAAAUUAGAAAAAGCUUGUUAACACGCUAGUAGCUGCAGUUUUGAUCCAAAUGUCCUGGAAAUUGAUCAGAAAGGUUGUUUUAAUGAUUUCUAGCUCAAGACAGAGUAUGGGUCAUCUUAGAUGAAAAACUAGGUCACAGGAGCUAAAAAUAGAAAAAAUCUUUUUAACACUCUAGUAGCUGCAGUUUUGAUCCAAAUGUUCAGUUGUUUUGAUGAUUUCUAGGUCAAGUUCGAAUAUGGGUUGUCUCCGGUCAAAAACUAGGUAACAAGAGCUAAAA
Messenger RNA from Ruditapes philippinarum (Manila clam), 6695 nucleotides. RefSeq lists its product as uncharacterized. The record is from RefSeq and is a predicted model, not a curated record. Lineage: Eukaryota; Metazoa; Mollusca; Bivalvia; Venerida; Veneridae.